AUGAAGACUGAAAAUGUUCAAGAAGAAAUUUUAUCACAAAAAUUAAGUCAACUAUCUACUGAAGGUCAUAAACGUCCAUUGAGUACUCCAACAGCAAGUCAAGAAGAAAAUUCAAAGAAAAAGAUUUGCUUACCUACAGAUGUUAAUGUUCAACAACAACAACCACAACAAACAAAUCAAAUAACAGCUUAUUUAGAAACAAUGGAUACAAUGUUCAAGCGUACCCUAUUCAAUGAUGCUAGAAUACCACCCAACAAUCUACAAGUUCUAAUCGAUUGUAAACAACAAAUUGAAUUGACUCAACUUCAUUUAAAACGUUGGACACGAUAUUAUGAAAUAGGUAGUCAACAACAAAUAUGGUCAAAAGAAAUAGUGAAAUUAUUUACAAUGAAGAAAAUUGACGAAAACGAAUAUAAAAUCUACGUAGAAAAAUAUCUUAAUGAAUUAAAUCGAAAAUUAGAACAAUUACAACAACAAAUGAAUACUUUGAAAGAAGAUUGUCCUCAUUUACUUGAAGAAUUUAUUCAAACUUAUCGUCUAUUACCAUGGAAAAUGAAAUCAGAUUGUCAUCUUACUCAAUUUGAAUAUGACUAUCAAGAUCAAUUAUUAGAACGUGAAUUUCUUUCUCUUCAACCAACAAAAGAACAGAUUGAAGUUAGCAAGAAUCUAAACAAAUUAUAUUAUGAAUAUAGACGAGCAAAAAAAGAAUUCAAUGAAUUAAAACAUCGUAUUCAAUGUAAUCAACCAACUCAAGAAAGUGUUACACAAGCUUCGUUUAUGUUAUUGACAACAACAACAACAGUUACGAAUCCAAAUUUUUAUCAUCAAGAAAUUGAUCAAGAUGAAAAAAAAUUACAAGAAUAUUUAAAUAAUUUCAUGAUGAAAUCAAUACAAGAAGCUGAAAAGAAAAUUUUACAAUAUAAACUCUUAUUUCAAGAACAAGAACAACAACAACUUUCUCAAUCUGUAUUAACAUCAUCGAUGAUCGAUAUUGUUUAUCGUCGUUAUGAAUUAUGUAAAGCAAAACUUGAUUAUACUGAACAAUUUCGUUUGAAUUAUUUUUUACGACAACAUUUUGGUCAACAAUCAGAUGAAUUUAAUUUAGCUAAAAUUAGUUUCUCACCCACCAUCAUCGUAGAUGCAUCCAUGCAUGUAUUUUAUAAGGAACAUUUACGAUUAUUAUCACGUGGACCCACAUAUGUACCACCGUAUCAAGUGAUAAAACAAAAUCUUGAAAAAAAUUAUAAACAAUUACAACAUGAUGUCAAUGUCAUAUUAGUUAAAUCAAAUGUUAAUUUAGUACAAUCAAUAGUACUACAAAAACAAAUUAAAGAUCUCUAUAUGAAAAUGUUUUCGAACAAAAUUCAAUCACUACCGAAAUCAAUCUUUGAACGUGCACAAUAUGAACAACAACUUAUUGAAACAAUAAAAAAUGAUUUAAAAAGAUUUAAUUUAAUUUUACGACGAACUUAUGAUCAACGAAAUGUUUUCUAUCUUGGUGAUAGACUAUCAUUCGAUAGAUUAUCACAAGAAUUUAUGUUACAAACAGAUCUAUUCGAAAUCGAUAUGACUAUUGAUAAUGAAAAUCUUCAAGUAACACGUGAUUAUUUAACAAAUCAAAUUAAAUCUAUGAAUCAAGAAUUUAAAACUAUUUUGAUCGAUACAAAAAAAUAUAAAGAUCAACUUAAUCAAAUAACGGUUUUAAUUGACAAAGUAAAAUUACCUUAUUUAUAUUUUCUACCAGAUCUAUCAAAACAACAAACAUCAUUAUUAGAUCUGGUAAAACCUCGGCUGAUGACAUCAAAACAAAAUGCUACUUAUCGUUUAGGAAAAUUUCUUGAUCGAAUACUACGCUAUAUGAUGAAUAUACAUCGACAAGGACGUAUGUUUUAUAAUGGUUCUGAUUUCUUACGAAAAUUUCAUGAUUAUAUUGAUCGUACUCAUCGUCUUUGUUCAACAACCAAAUUUGUUACAAUUACUAUUGACAAUUUUUAUCAUUUAGUUUCACAUGAUCACAUGUUAGAUGCAUUAACAGAUUUUUUUAUUAAUGAUUAUCAUUUACCCUACAUUGAAAAGAUACAUUAUACUAAAAUUGUUCAAUUAACAAGUUUAUUUCUACGUAAUAAUCGAUUUUAUUAUGAUAAUAAAAUCUAUCGAUUUAUCAAAGGUGGUCCAACAAAUUCAGGUCUUAUUGAAACAUUAGCCAAUAUUUAUCUUAGUCGAAUGGAACAAUUUUUAAUUGAUCAACAUUUCAUGCAAAAUGAAUUCUAUGGUCGAUAUAAAAAUCAAAUCUUCUUUACAUGGAAUCAAUCAUUGAAUGAACUUGAACAAAUUCUCAAAUUGAUGACUUCAAAAUAUGAUCAUCUUGAUUUUGAUAUACAUAUUGAACAAAAAUUAACCUAUCUUGAUAUUUAUUUAGAAAAUCAUCAUGGUUUACUCUAUAGUCGGAUUCAUCAUCAUCGACAAAAUCAACAAUGUUAUACAUUACCAUAUACUCCGAAUGGAAAUUCAAUAAGAACACAUAGUCAUUGGUUACGAUCAAGUCUUAUACGUGCUGUUCGUUAUUGUACAACAAUGGAAGAUUUUAAUCAAGAACGAAUCUAUCUAGAAAUGACAUAUCUAGCAAAUGGUUAUUCAUUGGAAUUCAUAGAAAAACAUAUGCAACAUUUUUUUACAUUUUUCGAUGGCAAAAAAUUACAACAAUUACCUUUAGAUCAACGUCUAUAUGAAAAAUUUCGUCAUCGUCUAUUUAAUUUUAUGAGUGAACAACGACAAUACAUGGAGAAAAAACAAGAAUCAUUCAAGAAGAAUCGACGUUUUCAUUUAUCAUAUACUCAUGAUAAUAUGAGUCCAAAGGGUGAAUUCAAUAAAAAAUUACGUAAAAUUUUAUCAGAAAAUAUUCCAUUACAUGAUGUAACAUUUGAGAACAAUAAAUUACAACUUGAUAUCAUACCCAACUAUCAAUAUUCAUUAAAUGCACUUCUUAGUCGACAACGACCAAUACAUCCAAUAUUGAAUAAAAAUUAA
Rotaria socialis is the source of this 3027-nucleotide messenger RNA. The record is from the annotation of a GenBank genome assembly. NCBI's taxonomy places the organism in Eukaryota, Metazoa, Rotifera, Eurotatoria, Philodinida, Philodinidae.